Molecule: messenger RNA, 3377 nt
Organism: Mycena citricolor
Lineage: Eukaryota; Fungi; Basidiomycota; Agaricomycetes; Agaricales; Mycenaceae
Source: the annotation of a GenBank genome assembly
CCCUCGCAUGUCCUCCGAGCUUGAGAGGUAUAUCAGCGACAACUCUCUCCAGUUGUUCGGCCUCUCAGAUCGUAGUAUCAUCGACUAUGUGUUGGCUGCAGCUUCUUCCGCCAAGUCUCCUGAAGCUCUGCUGUCCUCUCUUAGCGCCGCUGGAUUGCCAGAUACACCAGACGCUCACGCUUUUAUCAAUGAACUGUACCAGCGAGCACCGCGCAAACAUAAGCAUAAGCGCUCGGCAGCGGACAGUGCUCGCAGACAGGCCGAGAAAGACAACAAGGUCAUUAGCUCGCAGAAAUUUGGAUUCUUGCUCGAGGACGAUGGUGGUUCCAAUGAUGUCGUGCCGCUGAAGAAGGAGAAAAAGGACCGGUCUUCUGGGAAGGACAGGAAGGACAGGCAUACGCGCAAACGGGAGCAUGAUGACAAGGAGUGGGAGAGCGAUGAAGAUGAGAAGGCGCGGAAACGCAUGCGAACGGAUGAGGACGAGAGUCGGGCUUACGAGCAGGAAGAGGAUGUGGAUUUGGGGGAGGACGAGGUGACACGCAAGGAGCGUGAACGAAUGGAAGAUCUCCGAGACCGCGAUGCGUUCGCAGAGCGUGUACGAGACAGAGAUCGUGAAAAGACGAAGAAGGUGGUCGAGGAUCGUUCAUCGAAGGACAAGGGUGCUGCGGCCGAGGCAGCACAGCGACGUGCUCUCGCAGAUGACACCGAAGCACGUAUCCUGGCCAUGCCCUCUCUCCGGCAGCACUCUCGGCAAGAGUAUCUAACGAAGCGAGAAAUUCAGCAAAUCGAAUUGCUUCGGAAGGAGAUUGCGGACGACGAAGCCCUUUUCAGUGGCAUGAAAAUUUCGAAGCGGGAGAGGAGGGAGCUGGAUCACAAGAAGGAGCUUCUCAAGUUGGUCGAAGAAAAACUCCGAAUCAACGACAAGUGGGAGGGGUAUCAACUUCCUGAAGACUAUCUCACAGAACAGGGAAAGAUCGACAAGAAGAAGAAGGAAAGUGCUUUGUAUCAGCGUUACGAAGACGCAAAGCCAAAGGACGAUCAAUUCGUGACGGAUGUAGACCAGUGGGAGGCCAGUCAAACACAACAUAGCACCUUCAAGUCCGGGGCAAUGGACAAAGUUGAGAUCCAGGACACGUACGAUUACGUUUUCGACGAAAGUCAGACGAUUAAAUUCGUCAUGGACUCUGCUCUGCCCGGUAACAAGCGUAUGACUGCUGCAGAGAAGCUGUUACAAGAUCAGAUCGAUGCUGCCGACAAACGAGCCAAAACAAUUGAGGAGACACGUAAAAAUCUACCAGUCUACCAGUACAAGGAGGAACUCAUCCAGGCUGUUCGGGACAACCAGGUUCUGAUUGUUGUCGCCGAGACUGGGUCUGGCAAAACAACACAAUUGCCGCAGUACCUGCACGAAGCUGGAUUCACGGCCAAUGGCCAGAAGAUUGGUUGCACCCAGCCUCGGCGUGUUGCGGCCAUGUCUGUGGCUGCUCGAGUGGCUGAAGAGAUGGGCACCAAGGUCGGCUACGAAGUCGGAUAUUCGAUUCGAUUCGAGGACUGUACGAGCGAUAAAACGGUCCUCAAGUAUAUGACCGACGGAAUGUUACUACGAGAGUUUCUCACGGAGCCAGAUCUUGCCGGUUACUCAGCACUUGUCAUCGACGAAGCUCACGAAAGAACUCUCAGCACGGAUAUCUUGUUCGCCCUUGUCAAGGACAUCGCUCGAUUUCGACCUGAGCUGCGGUUGUUGAUCUCAAGUGCGACACUUGACGCGGAGAAGUUCAGCGAAUACUUCGAUAAUGCUCCGACUUUCUACAUUCCUGGUCGACAAUUCCCGGUCGACAUCCACUACACUCCCCAACCUGAAGCCAACUAUCUCCACGCUGCAAUCACAACUGUAUUUCAAAUUCAUACGACUCAACCCAAAGGGGAUAUCCUCGUCUUCUUGACCGGGCAAGAGGAGAUCGAAGCAUGCCACGAGAAUUUAGAAGAAACGUGUCGAGCACUGGGGAACAAAAUCCCGGAACUGAUCAUAUGUCCCAUUUACGCCAAUCUUCCCAGCGAGAUGCAGGCUAAAAUCUUUGAGCCCACUCCAGAGGGAGCAAGGAAAGUCGUCUUGGCCACUAACAUUGCCGAGACUUCGAUCACGAUUGACGGAGUUGUGUUCGUUAUCGAUCCCGGAUUCGUCAAACAGAAUUCUUAUAAUCCAAGGACGGGCAUGUCGUCACUUGUGGUGGUGCCAUGCUCGCGUGCCUCUGCCAAUCAGCGAGCGGGGAGGGCUGGUCGGGUUGGACCGGGCAAGGCUUUCCGCUUAUUCACGAAAUGGGCUUUCAAGAACGAGCUGGAAGAGAAUACAGUUCCUGAGAUCCAGCGAACAAACCUGGGCAUGACCGUUCUCAUGCUCAAGUCGCUCGGAAUCAACGACUUGAUUGGCUUCGAGUUUCUGGAUCCGCCACCUGGCGAAACACUCAUGAGAGCUUUGGAGCUGUUGUAUGCCCUAGGUGCAUUGAAUGAUCGGGGAGAACUUACCAAACUCGGCCGGAGAAUGGCCGAAUUUCCCGUUGAUCCGAUGCUAUCCAAAGCUAUCAUCGCGAGCGAGCAAUACGUCUGCACCGAUGAAGUCCUCACAAUCAUCUCGAUGCUUUCCGAAUCCGGAUCUCUGUUCUACAGACCGAAAGACAAGAAACUUCACGCCGACCAGGCCAGACAGAACUUUGUCCGACCAGGCGGUGACCACUUCACGCUUCUCAACGUCUGGGAGCAGUGGGCAGAGACCAACUAUUCUCAGCAAUUCUGCUAUGAACAGUUCCUGCAGUUCAAGAGUCUGAGCCGUGCCCGUGAUAUCCGGGAUCAGCUUGCCGGUCUCUGUGAGCGAGUAGAAGUCGUCGUCCAGUCCAAUCCGAACUCGAACGACAUCACGCCCGUCCAGAAAGCACUGACGGCAGGCUAUUUCUAUAACACGGUGCGAUCGCUCGCCUAUUGUGUGACUUCAAAAGCUCAUCUCAUUCCAGGCUCAGUUGCAAAAGAGCGGUGACUCGUAUCGGACUCUCAAGACGAAUCACACUGUCUACAUCCACCCGUCGUCGAGCUUGUUCCAAUUCCAGCCCCCGGUGAAGACGAUGCUGUACUACGAACUCGUGAUGACAUCAAAGUCUUACAUGAGACAAGUUAUGGAGAUCAAGCCAGCAUGGUUGAUGGAAGUUGCCCCUCAUUACUUCAAACCUGCGGACUUGGAACAGCUAGCUUCCGGGGACAAGAAGAUGCCCAAGGCCAUUGGCGCGUCUAGCCAGAGUCGGUCUUAGCGUAAAUAUGUACAAUAUACUGUACCAUGUGGAUUCUUGUUUGGCUGCGCUUACUAAACCUCGUUACUUGCUGAAUUGCUC